AUGGGUAUCACGCUAUAUACUGAAGGCACACCCAAUGGCCUAAAAGCCUCUAUCGCCUUGGAGGAGCUGGGUCUCGAAUACAAGGUCGUGACCCUGGACUUCAAUUUGCACGAGCAAAAGGAACCCUGGUUCUUGGAGAUCAACCCCAACGGUCGCAUUCCCGCUCUCACCGAUAAGGGUGAGGGCGGCCGCGAGACCACGAUCUUUGAAAGUGGUGCUAUUCUCUUGUAUCUUGUCGCCACCUAUGAUAAAGAUAACAAGAUCUCUUACCCUUAUGGUACCAAGGAGCACUGGGAGACUAUCAAUUGGCUCAUGUGGCAGAUGGGCGGCCUCGGUCCCAUGCAGGGUCAGGCCAAUCAUUUUACUCGUUUUGCCCCAGAGAAGCUCAAGUAUCCCAUCGACCGUUAUGUCAAUGAGACACAUCGUCUUUAUCGAAUUUUGGAUCGCCAGCUCGCGAAGAACGGUACCGGAUAUGUUGUGGGUGACCGUGUCACAGUUGCGGAUAUAGCAGUCUGGCCGUGGAUCGCCGCACACAACUUUUCUGGGAUAACUUCGAUUGCACAGUAUACCGAGAUUGUGAAAUGGUUUGAGAAUCUUCUCCAGAGACCCGGAUUCGAGGCCGGCCGCAAUGUGCCACGUCCUCAUUUCCAUAUCACCUUGAACGAGCUCCCCGAGGAAGAGCUCGACAAGAUCGCCGAACAUGGCAAGAAGUGGCAGGACGAGGCCCGAGAGAGAGAAACUUUUGUCGAAUAACCAUACGAAAUGCGAUCAAAAGAUACGAGUCUAGUCCAG
Molecule: messenger RNA, 792 nt
Organism: Paraphaeosphaeria sporulosa
Lineage: Eukaryota; Fungi; Ascomycota; Dothideomycetes; Pleosporales; Didymosphaeriaceae
Product: glutathione S-transferase
Exons: 5
Coding region: 1-753 (250 amino acids)
Source: RefSeq, a predicted model, not a curated record